Lindgomyces ingoldianus is the source of this 1966-nucleotide messenger RNA. RefSeq names its product thiamine diphosphate-binding protein. Lineage: Eukaryota; Fungi; Ascomycota; Dothideomycetes; Pleosporales; Lindgomycetaceae. Gene Ontology annotation, molecular function: magnesium ion binding; flavin adenine dinucleotide binding; thiamine pyrophosphate binding. Gene Ontology annotation, biological process: L-valine biosynthetic process. Gene Ontology annotation, cellular component: mitochondrion; acetolactate synthase complex. The transcript has 5 exons. The record is from RefSeq and is a predicted model, not a curated record. Bases 86 to 1870 code for a protein of 594 amino acids.
UCUCGUCCUGCGCUCCAAAACUUUACUUCUAAGAGCAUUCCACGCCUUUCUAUCGGAACGGAUUAAGAGCUUGGCUACCAACACCAUGGUAUAUACUGCGUCUUUCGCCUUCUUCGAGGCCAUCUGGGAGGCCGGCGUCACGUAUUGCUUUGUGAAUCUCGGCUCCGACCACCCCAGCAUUAUAGAAGCCAUUGUCAAAGGACAAAAUGAGAAAAAGGGUAAAUUCCCCAAGAUUAUUACUUGUCCGAAUGAGAUGGUCGCUCUCUCUAUGGCUGACGGCUACGCGCGACUGACUGGAAAACCUCAAUGCGUUAUCGUUCACGUAGAUGUAGGGACCCAGGGGCUCGGGGCGGCGGUGCAUAAUGCGUCCACAGGACGAGCGCCGGUUUUGAUAUUUGCGGGACUGUCACCGUUUACGCUAGAAGGAGAAAUGAGGGGAAGCAGGACAGAGUAUAUACAUUGGAUACAGGAUGUGCCGGAUCAGAAGCAAAUUGUUGCGCAAUAUUGCAGGUAUACUGGAGAAAUAAAGACGGGGAAGAAUGUCAAGCAAAUGGUCAAUCGAGCAUUGUCGUUCGCGAUGAGUGAUCCUAAAGGCCCGGUAUAUCUCUACGGCGCACGAGAGGCUAUGGAGGAGGACCUUGCACCAUACAAGUUGGAGCAGGAAUACUGGCACCCCGUCGAACCAGCAGCCCUCCCGAUGAGUGGAGUUAAGACGAUAGCGGAGGCUUUGGUGAAUGCCCAAGAGCCGCUUGUGAUUACUGGGUACAGCGGACGGAACCAUGCGGCGGUGGAGGAGCUGGUGCAGUUGGCGGAUAAUGUCAAGGGGCUCCGAGUGCUUGAUACUGGUGGGAGCGACAUGUGCUUCCCGGCCAACCACCCAGCCUGGCUAGGCCUUCGAUACGGUAUCGAACCUAGUAUCAAAACCGCCGAUGUAAUCGUCGUCCUAGACUGCGAUGUCCCAUGGAUAAAUACGCAAUGCCAUCCCAAAGCAGGCGCCAAGGUCUUUCACAUUGACGUCGACCCGUUAAAACAGCAGAUGCCAGUCUUCUACCUCAAGGCACUCCAGCGAUACCGCGCGGACUCCUACACCUCGUUAGGCCAACUGAACGCCUACCUAACGUCUAAUCUCAAAGACAAAAUCUCCAGCAAUCUGUUCUCGAACCGUUGGACGACGCUCCAAGAAUCCCACAAGAAGAAACUGAUAGCGAUUGCGAGCGAAGCGAGAGUAGAUUCAAACGGCCAUUUCGGCACACCCUAUCUCGCACAACAGCUGAAAAGACACUGCCCGGAGGACACACUCUGGGUCAUUGAAGCCGUGACCCAGACCUCCUUCGUUGCCGACCAACUGCAAGCCACACUCCCAGGCUCCUGGCUUAACUGUGGUGGUGGCGGCCUCGGUUGGUCCGGUGGUGCAGCGUUAGGUAUCAAGCUCGCCUCCGACACCGAAGGCAAGAAACAGUUCGUAUGUCAAAUUGUUGGGGACGGCACAUAUCUAUUCAGCGUCCCUGGCUCCGUGUAUUGGAUCUCAAGACGCUACAAGAUCCCGGUCUUGACCAUCGUGCUCAACAACAAAGGAUGGAAUGCGCCAAGGAAAAGCAUGCUACUUGUACAUCCGAAUGGGGAGGGGUCGAAAGUGAGCAACGAGGAACUUAAUAUUUCAUUUAUGCCCUCGCCGGAUUACUCAGGGAUUGCGAAGGCGGCGGCAGGAGGUGAGAUUUGGGCGGCGCAUGCGAGUGCGGCGGGGGAACUGGAGAAACUGCUGCCAGAGGCGAUUAAGAGUGUCUUAAGUGGGACUACGGCGGUGCUGGAUGCGCAUCUCGAGGGGCCGGAGGGGAAGUUUAUAAAAAGGAAGGCGGCGGCUAUGGGAUAAAUGCUGUAAGAUUCACAUGGAGCAUGUAAUGGUGGGAUGAUGUUCGAAAAUCGAGGCAUAGAAUCGCAUCCGCUUAACGUGGUUGAUAGAUUUCUU